AUGACACUCAAGGCUGUGGCCCCGCAGCAGAAGAGAGCUGUGGUGGUGGCGGCGGUGGUGGCGGCGGCGGCGGCAGCAGCCAGAGCGAGCAGUAGCCGAGCUGGGGAGCGGGUGGGGUGGGGGUGGGGAAGGAGGGUAAGGAUGCCGGGGGCCACUCCUGCGUGGUGCGAGUGGGAGCGCGCGCGCGCGCCUGAGCGUGUGUUGUUAGCUGAUAUCCAUGGUAGCUGCAGUGGCAGCGGCAGGGUCCGCGCGCGCCCGCGCGUGUCUGUGCCUGUGUGCGCGCGUACUAGUUCACGCCCUGACUUCCUCAGACCUGGGCGGGCCGGAGCAGAAAUAGCGGCACCUGGACUUCGGCUUGCCCAGUGCCGGGCGCUGCGGCUCGAGCGCCGCGAGCCUCGGGGCGCGGAAUCCUGGCGUGAGAAAGCGGAGCUCUGGGACCCGCCCGGCGUGCACUCGCCGGAGAAGGCCUGGGCGCUGCGAGCCGGGUGGAGGCGUCGGAGUUCACUGAUUAGACAGGCUUUGUCUUCUCACGUUUCAGUCAGACCCGUCGCAGAGUUCUCAGAAUUCCCCUCAGAGGAGCGUAAAGUUAGAGAACUGCAGACUGUUUUUUCUGUCAGCCGGGGAGGGGGAAGCAGCGCCCCGGCCUCGGGUGCAGACGGGAACUUAGCGGAGGCUUGGCUCGUGAAAGGCGAUUCCAGGCACCGAAGGGUAGGGGCUUCACUUGUCCACGUUAGAAAAGCGGGAAGAAAGGGACUGCGGGAUGGGGGUGGGGACGGCUGCGGUGAGCAGCCUCCUCAGAGAACUGGGCGGUUUCACGCGGGAUCUGCGGCGAGACCGCUGGGCACGCCCUCGCCGCGGGCGCCCUCAGAGCGGCCGGGCUGGGACGCGGGAGGAACCCUAAAAGUUGACCCGAGCAGACAACCUCCUGCUACCUUGAAGGAGAAGAAGCCUCCGAGGGUUGACAGAGCGGCAGAACAGGGGCUGGAACUCAGCUCGCUGGCCCGCCACCAGGCUCCUUUCCCUUCACCAAGUUUGCAGCCGGGAGGAGAGGCUACAGCACAACUGAAGAGGGAGAAGCCAUCUUGCCUCCAUGAUUGGACAAACAUGAAGAUAAAAGCUUCCCUGUGUGGAUGAUAGAGCAAAAUGAUAGAAGGGGCUCAGACUCCCUUCCUUCAGACUUCUUGAUAUGUGAGGAAAAUAAAAUGCUAUUGUAAGGUUAAGCUACAGAAAUGGGCUUCUAUUUUAUUCAACUAAAUAUGUCACAAUUCAGACAGUGUCCAUUAAAUUGGUAAAAGUAUCCACUUUAAAGGGUUAAUCUGAGGGACCCAGCAAUACAUUACACAAUCAAAUCUCAGAAGAAAAUUAGUUUUUUUAAUUCAUUGUGAUUUUGAAAUUGAUCUUUCAUAGUCUUUUAGUUAUCAAACUA
This is a messenger RNA of Balaenoptera acutorostrata (minke whale), 1426 nucleotides long. RefSeq lists its product as uncharacterized. The transcript is spliced from 3 exons. NCBI's taxonomy places the organism in Eukaryota, Metazoa, Chordata, Mammalia, Artiodactyla, Balaenopteridae. The record is from RefSeq and is a predicted model, not a curated record. The coding region runs from base 1 to 1134 and encodes 377 amino acids.